AGCAGCUCUGGGGGAGGAGGGUGGGAGAGAGUUGGGGAGCAGCCGCUGGGCACCGGGCUGGGGUUCAGUCAGCACCAUGAGGAGUCAGAUCGACCUGCUGGCCACCGUCACGGUUCUGGGAGCCCUGGAGCAAGCCUAUUUUGCACUGCAGGUGAUCUAUGCCCGGCGGAAGUACAAGAUAUCUCCUCCUGAGACAACGGGUCACCCUGAGUUUGAGCGGAUCUUCAGAGCUCAGGCUAAUUGCUCAGAGUACUUCCCGAUCUUCAUCUCUCUCCUCUGGGUUGCUGGAAUCUUCUUCCAUCAAGGUGUGACUGCGGUCUGUGGGCUGCUGUACCUCUACACCCGCUUCAGGUACUUCCAGGGAUACGCUGUGGCCGCAAAGGGACGGUUGGGGCCGCUGUACACCAGCGCUCGGCUGCUCUGGCUGCUGCUGGGGCUGGCGCUGGCCGGGCUCCUGGCACAUUUCUUCCUGCCCAGCUCCUUGGCAUGGACGGCAGCGCUGGCACGGCCCCUCCAGCUGCUUGGAGCCUGGUGAGCAGGGCCAACUCUCCCAAAGCCCUCUGUUCAGCUUGGGUGGAGGGGAGGGAGUUGCGUGACAUGGAGACCAAGUAUCUUCCCAGCUUUGUGCUUACCUUUGAAGGGAGGUGGUCCUGGCCCUCCUCUGCUUGCAAAG
Molecule: messenger RNA, 673 nt
Organism: Columba livia (rock pigeon)
Lineage: Eukaryota; Metazoa; Chordata; Aves; Columbiformes; Columbidae
Product: leukotriene C4 synthase
Exons: 5
Coding region: 77-535 (152 amino acids)
Biological process (GO): leukotriene biosynthetic process
Cellular component (GO): endoplasmic reticulum; nuclear envelope; membrane
Molecular function (GO): enzyme activator activity; glutathione peroxidase activity; leukotriene-C4 synthase activity
Source: RefSeq, a predicted model, not a curated record